Messenger RNA from Penicillium odoratum, 2865 nucleotides. Its product is annotated as MCM DNA helicase complex subunit MCM6. Gene Ontology annotation, cellular component: MCM complex; nucleus. Lineage: Eukaryota; Fungi; Ascomycota; Eurotiomycetes; Eurotiales; Aspergillaceae. The record is from RefSeq and is a predicted model, not a curated record. Gene Ontology annotation, molecular function: ATP binding; single-stranded DNA binding; single-stranded 3'-5' DNA helicase activity. The coding region runs from base 1 to 2865 and encodes 954 amino acids. Gene Ontology annotation, biological process: double-strand break repair via break-induced replication; DNA replication initiation; mitotic DNA replication. The transcript has 2 exons.
AUGUCUUCCCUUUUCGAUGCCGUUCUUCAAUCCGAGCUCUCCGCUACAGGCUCCCGUGAUCAGUUGCGAUCUGAUCACCUUCCUAGCUCUCGUCGCUCGGAGAGCAAUGGCCCCAUGAGUGAUAUGAACAAUUUCCCAGAUGACCAGGUUGUCGGCGCAGGCUCUUCGGCGGUCAGCAGGCUACGGAAUCCCUACGCACCGGGCCCCCCGCCCGUGAUCGAUGAGGCUGGAGAGAAAGUGCAGCAGGCAUUUCAGGAACUGCUGGAAACAUUCAUGGAAGCGCCCUCAUCAUCCGCCCCGCCAUCAUCGGGAGAGAUCCUGAGCGACAAGUAUUACAUCGCCCAGAUCAAGGGCAUGAAAAAAUUCGAAUUGUCCACCCUCUACGUCGAUUUCACUCACCUGACCUCUUGGGAAAAUCCCAUUCUGGCCGAUGCCAUAGCCAGCCAAUACUACCGUUUCCUCCCUUUUCUUACCAAGGCCCUACACAACCUGGUCGCCAAAUAUGAACCGGAAUACUUUGUUUCCCACCGCCUGGCUUCGACCGCCUCGACCCACUCCAGUGCCUCGGUGGCUUCCGCCUACGCCAAUGUCACAGAGAAUCCUGAAUUGGAGGGUCAAAUUCGCGGCAAGACUCGCCACCAACAGACCGACAAGCUAUUCGCCCUGGCUUUCUACAACCUGCCCUUGGUCUCUAGACUCCGACGACUUCGUACAUCGCAGAUCGGAAAAUUGCUGUCAGUCUCCGGAACUGUGACCAGAACCUCUGAGGUCCGACCGGAGCUCUCGCUAGGCACCUUCAUUUGCGAGGCUUGCAAGACUGUUGUGCCCAAUGUGGAGCAGACUUUCAAGUACACCGAGCCCACUGAGUGUCCCAACUCAGUAUGUGGUAACCGCAAUGGUUGGCGCUUGGACAUUGGCAAGAGUACCUUUGUCGAUUGGCAAAAGGUUAAGCUUCAGGAAUCUUCUCACGAGAUCCCGACCGGAAGCAUGCCGCGCACAAUGGAUGUUAUUCUACGAGGUGAGAUGGUGGACCGCUCUAAAGCUGGCGAGCGCUGCGUUUUCACUGGUACCUUGAUUGUUGUCCCCGAUGUCAGCCAACUAGGAUUGCCUGGUGUGCGUCCUGAAGCAGUCCGUGACAAUGCGUCUUUCCGUGGCAGUGAGGUUGGCGGGGGUGGUGUCUCUGGUUUGAAAGCUCUCGGUGUCCGUGAUCUGACCUACCGACUGGCUUUCCUUGCAUGCAUGGUGACCCCUGAUACUUCCACUCCUGGCCAGAAGCCCGAACAACAGCUGAGCGGCCAAUCCAACAACAUUCUGGCUUCUCUGAAUCAAAACACGGAUCCCGAUAUGAAUGAGGACAAGGCCCAAGAAGCCUUCCUCCAGAGUCUCACCCCUAGUGAGGUUCAGGACUUGAAGACUCUUGUUCACUCUGAAUACAUUUAUUCACGGUUGAUCGACUCCAUUGCGCCCAUGAUUUGGGGUCACCGCCAGAUCAAGAAGGGUCUGCUUCUGCAAUUACUGGGUGGUGUGAGCAAGAAGACCUCAGCUGAGAGCCUUCAACUGCGUGGUGACAUCAACGUUUGCAUCGUUGGUGACCCGUCCACCAGCAAGAGUCAGUUCUUGAAGUACAUUUGCUCCAUGCAUCCUCGUGCAGUCUACACUAGCGGUAAAGCUUCGUCUGCCGCUGGUUUGACCGCUUCCGUCGUGAAGGACCCUGAAACUGGCGAGUUCACCAUCGAAGCCGGUGCGCUGAUGCUGGCUAAUGGCGGUGGUAUUUGCGCCAUUGACGAGUUCGACAAGAUGGACAUUGCCGACCAGGUGGCCAUCCACGAAGCCAUGGAACAGCAGACUAUUUCCAUCGCCAAGGCCGGUAUUCACACCACUCUCAAUGCCCGCGCCUCCAUCCUCGCCGCUGCCAACCCCAUUGGUGGUCGUUACAAUCCAAAGCAAACCCUCCGUCAAAACUUGAACUUUAGCGCCCCCAUCAUGAGUCGAUUCGACGUGUUCUUCGUCGUUCGCGAUGAGCCCAAGGAGCACGUAGACCGUAACCUAGCUGAGCACAUCGUGAACGUGCACAUGAACCGCGACGAGGCUGUUGAGCCCGAGCUGAGCACUGAGCAGCUGCAGCGCUACAUCCAGUUUGCACGCACCUUCCGCCCGGUUUUCACUGAUGAGGCCAAGACUCUCCUUGUUGAGAAGUACAAGGAGCUCCGCGCCAACGACGCACAGGGUGGUAUGGGUCGCUCAUCCUACCGCAUUACUGUCCGUCAGCUCGAGUCUUUGAUCCGUCUGUCCGAGGCCGUCGCCAAGGCCAACUGUGUUGAAGAGGUUACUCCCAAGUUCGUCAUGGAGGCCUAUGAUCUCCUGCGCCAGAGUAUCGUGACUGUCGAGAAAGACGACGUUGAGAUUGAUGAGGAUGCACCGGCCGCUGCUGAUGUGGAUCAGGAGAUGGCUGAUCGUGACCGCGACGGUGACAGCCCGAUGCGUGAGGACGGAGAGGAGGCUGCAGCCCAGCCCAAGCCGGAGCGUACAAAGACCAAGAUCACCUAUGACAAGUACGCAAAGAUCAUGAACUUCUUUGUGCGCCGAGUCCAUGAAGACGAGGUCAAUCAAGGAGAGGGUGUUGAGCACGAGGACCUGGUUCUCUGGUACCUGGAGCAGAUUGAGGGUGAGAUGGACACCCAAGAGGAUUACAAUCGCGAACGCGAGCUGGCCACCAAGGUCCUGAAGCGCAUGGUCAAGGACCGUGUUUUACUACGCAUCUCAUCAAACAUGAUGGAAGAAAAUUCCAGCACUCAGCAGCCUAGCGAGGACGACAAGGUUCUCUACGUGUUGCAUCCCAACUGUGCUUUCGAGGAGCUGUUCUGA